AUGGAGGUUGCUCCUCUUCCCGAGGCCCCUGAGCCAGCACCGGUCCCCGCCGCUCUCCCAACAGACGAAGGUGCCGGCCCUCCGUCCGCCGGGGAGGAGCCCGCAGCUGACCCUGCCUGGGCCGAGUAUGCCUCCCUGGGCUCUGCCGCGGAGCUGCUGCUGCGCAGCCUGCUGGCAGACCGCGCGGGAGCGCCAGGGCUGGGGAGCAGGGAAAGUGUGGAGCUGGCCUUCAGCGAGGGCCAGCGCUACGCAGGGGCAAUGCAGGACGGACGACUGCAGGGGCCGGGCCGCUACACGUGGCCCGAUGGGCUGCAGUUUGAGGGGAGCUUUGAGGGAAGUUGUGUGGGCGCACAGGGCACCAUCACAUGGCCGGACGGGGCACGCUACCAGGGGCAGGUGGAGGCGGGGCGGCCGCAUGGGGUGGGCAGCCUGAGCCUGGGGCCGGCCCAGGCGGGGGUGCAGUACAGCGGGGAGUGGUGCCACGGGCAGCGCCACGGCAAGGGCCGCCUGGUGCUGCGCACGGCUGCGUCUGGCGCGCCCAGCAGCUGGUACUCGGGGGACUGGGUGGCGGACCGCCGGCACGGCUGCGGCACGCACGUGUUCCCCUCAGGCAGCGUGUACCGCGGGGAAUGGCACGCCGACCGCCGCCACGGCCGGGGCACCAUGGUCUGGCAGGCCAACGCUCACAAGGGGCCGCCCGCGCUCGCGCUGGGGACGACGGCCACAGUAUCGCCCCCGGCCAUCGUGAUCUACCGUGGCGACUGGCAGGACGGGCUGCCGCAUGGCAGCGGGGAGCAGGUGUGGCUCCCGGCGGGGGAGCGCGUGGACGCGGCGUGGCUGCGGGGCGAGGGGCCCCUCGAGCUGGCGCUGCCGCCGCUGCUGGCCAACCGCUACACGGGGCGCAUGGAGCGGGGCCGCAGGAUGGGGGAGGGCGCCUUCGCCUACGCGUCGGGAGCACAGUACAAGGGUGUGUGGGCCGACAACCUGAAGGCCGGCCCUGGCGUGCUUGUCUCGGAGAGCGGGGUGGCCCAGCCAGUGGCGUUUGACGGCGACCGCCUGGUGGCUGCGGCGGGCGAGGCAGGCCGGGCGGGCGCCGCGGAGCCGGAGCCCGUGGUGGUGCACGUGGACGACCUGCUCGAGAGCGACGUGGACGGCGAGCGUGGCGCGCGCGCCCUGGCGCACGUGCUGCUGCGCACCACCAGCGAGCUGCGCGCCGUGUACGCCCGCUACGCGCGAGCGGGCUCCUCUGCCGCCACCGACGCGGCCGUCAUGACGGCCUCGCAGCUAGGGGCGCUGCUCAAAGACGCCAAGUUACUCUCGCCGGAGCUGCCCCUGGCGCGCGUGCAGCGCAUGCUGGCGGCCCGCUUUGGCUGUGGCGCUGCGGGCGGCCCGCUGCUCUUCUGGCAGUUCGUGGAGGCCGUCGUCCGCGUGGCGCACCUCCAGCAGCACGACCCCGCGCCGCUCGCAGCCAAGGUGCAGCGCGCCAUCAUGACCCAGCUGCUGCCCCUCGCCUCACUGCGUGCAUCGCCCGCGUCGGAGCGCGUUGCUAGCUUCCUGGCGUCGUCGGCGGGGGCCCAGUUCACGGCGGCGCGAGCGGAGCUGCUGCUUGGCGUGCUUGCCGCGGGGAGUGCGGCCAUCACUGCAGGACACGUGUUGGCGCUGGUGCAGACAUGCUGGGGGGCGGCCCCGGGCGCAUUGCCUGCGCGGGAGGCGGCAUUUGCGGUGCUGGAGGGGAUGGGUGUUCUAGACGACAGCGCUGGCGACGAUCCAUACGCCGCGUUUUUGUUGAACACCCCGCUCACGCCGGCCGACGUCUGGACCGCUGUGUUUGGGCAUGUUGAUAAGCUCGGGGGCGGGACGGGUCCACUGAGCUUGGUGGCGGACAAGGUAGACGCUGGCCUGCGCGAGGCUACACUAGCAGGGGCGAGCAAGCUACAGCAGGAGCCCCACGAUAUCAAGACGAGGCCCUGCAUUCAUGAGUGCAAGCCGGAUUGGGGGCUUGGUCAAGUAACCUAAGUUGGAAACCUAGUCACGGGCUUAGCCUUAAAAAGAGAACGUGUCGGAAGAUGCGGAGCACACAUUCGGGCGGGUAACAUGGGCAGCCGUCGGCGCGAUGGCUAUGACCAGCCUCUUCCAAGAGGGGAAAAAUACCAAGGGCAUAUACGAAAGGUGAUGUAGCCAGGCACCGGCCCAAGUAUAUCGAGGAGGUAGGAAACGUAACGACGUCACUGAGUGCGCAAUGAACAUGCAUGGGCCGAAGAUUGACAUACAAUACACGCGCAGCAAAGGUCAUUGGGCG
Klebsormidium nitens is the source of this 2299-nucleotide messenger RNA. The record is from the annotation of a GenBank genome assembly. NCBI's taxonomy places the organism in Eukaryota, Viridiplantae, Streptophyta, Klebsormidiophyceae, Klebsormidiales, Klebsormidiaceae.